This is a messenger RNA of Eruca vesicaria subsp. sativa (arugula), 1224 nucleotides long. Lineage: Eukaryota; Viridiplantae; Streptophyta; Magnoliopsida; Brassicales; Brassicaceae. The record is from the annotation of a GenBank genome assembly.
AUGGAUUCGUUCAUUUGGGGCAAUGACUAUGGAGAAACUGUUUCGUGUCUUGUACGUUCCUCAAACCACUCUUUUGGGAACAUCGAGCUAAGUCAACCUAUUACAAGCACAAGUCUAAAUCAUUUCGGGCAAUCUGUAAACUUGACUCUUUUCAUGCAACAAUGGGAAUCAACGGUUAAUAUGACACUCAAGGCUGCCACAAAAGCUAAUACUUCCUCGGUACAUAAGUACUAUAGUGCCGUACACGCCAAGUUCACAGAGUUUGCGGAUGUUUACAUGAUGAUGCAAUGCACACCCGACAUAACUUCCCAAGAUUGCAAACAAUGUUUAGGAGAUAGUGUGAAAUACUUUAGAGAACAGUUUCGUGGAAAAACAGGGGGCAUGGCUAGUUUUCCUAGCUGUUUAUUCAGAUGGGAUCUAUAUGCUUUCCAAGGUGCUUUUGUUAAUAUUACUAGAGUUUCUGCAAUUCGUCCAUCUCAGGCUCAGGAAAAGGGGAGCUCUAUACCAGAAAAGAAAGGAAUAAGCAUGCAUACGAGAACUAUCACAAUAAUUGUGGUUUUUAUUUUCAUUAAUCUUUUGGUAUUUAUUGGUAUCUGCAAAGCCAAAGCUCGGAGGAGGAAAUUAAUAAACGGAUUAAAUGGUUGUAGUGUAGAAUACUCAGGUUCGGAUGGUCAUUUUAUGUUACGGUUUGAUCUUAGUAUGAUCUUAACGGCAACCGCUGACUUUUCGCCUGAAAAUAAGCUUGGACAAGGUGGAUUUGGUACAGUUUAUAAGGGGAUAUUACUAAACGGGAAAGAGAUAGCUGUGAAGAGAUUAACCAGAGGUUCAGAAGGAGGUAUAGAAUUUAGGAAUGAGGUUUCACUCUUGACAAGACUCCAGCAUAAGAAUCUGGUUAAGCUUCUUGGUUUCUGUAAUGAAGCAGAUGAAGAGAUUCUUGUCUAUGAAUAUGUCCCUAACUCAAGUCUUGACCGCUUUAUCUUCGAUGAAGAGAAGCGACCGCUUCUUACAUGGGAAGUGAGGUUUAAAAUUAUAGAAGGCAUUGCUCGAGCUCUUGUUUACCUCCAUGAAGAUUCUCAGCUAAAGAUUAUUCACAGAGACGUAAAGGCAAGCAACAUCCUUUUAGAUGAAGAGAUGAACCCUAAAGUUGCAGAUUUUGGGACAGCAAGACUGUUUGACACUGAUGAGACUCGAGCUGAAACAAAACGAAUAGCUGGAACACGGUAA